UCAAAUGUCAAGAGAUCUACCUUUGGAUGACCACGGUACACGCGUGAGGAAUUCAGACAUUUUCUUAGUGAUAAAUAAUUAAGAAUUUAACUACAAAACAUGGCGGAAACAAUGCGACAAACCGUAGCAACCAUAUUGAAGAGUAUCGAGAGGUACAACCCGGCUAAUCUGCAAACCCUAGAGCGUUACGUGGAAAUGCAAUCGAGGGAGAACACCUAUGAUUUGGAAGCGAAUUUGGCUGUUUUAAAGCUCUACCAGUUCAAUCCUGAGAAUUUUAACCCUGAUAUUACUUGUCAAAUACUAUUGAAAGCGCUCACAAAUUUUCCACAUACCGACUUCACUUUGUGCAAGUGCUUACUCCUCGAGUCUGUAGUAGAAAAUGAAACCAUAUCCCAAAUUAAAUACUUGGCUGAUAUCUUAGAGCAAUGUGAUUUUGCUCAAUUCUGGAACAGAGUCCACCAAAUGCCUGAACUGUGCAAUCGUAUCAGCAGCUUCCAUGACUCCAUACGCAAGUUUGUAUGCCAUGUUGUGGGCAUCACCUUUCAGACAAUUGACAAAAGCAACCUUGCUAAUCUCCUGGGAGGAAUAGAUGAUGUGAGCUUAAAACACUGGGUUAAAAAGUAUGGAUGGAAGGAUGAAGGUAACCUAAUCUUCAUAGCCACACAAGAUGAAAACAUCAAGACUAAAAACAUCACAGAAAAGAUUGAGUUCGAACACUUAGCACCUCUAAUGGCGAUUCUGUAACUUUUUUGAAAUAAAUUUUUUACUAUAAAAAUA
This is a messenger RNA of Pararge aegeria (speckled wood butterfly), 777 nucleotides long. RefSeq names its product eukaryotic translation initiation factor 3 subunit K (gene eIF3k). The record is from RefSeq and is a predicted model, not a curated record. NCBI's taxonomy places the organism in Eukaryota, Metazoa, Arthropoda, Insecta, Lepidoptera, Nymphalidae. Gene Ontology annotation, cellular component: cytoplasm; eukaryotic translation initiation factor 3 complex. The transcript has 3 exons. Gene Ontology annotation, biological process: regulation of translational initiation. The coding region runs from base 100 to 744 and encodes 214 amino acids. Gene Ontology annotation, molecular function: ribosome binding; translation initiation factor activity.